AUGGUCAAGGCAGUUGUACUCGGUGCUGCAGGUGGCAUUGGCCAGCCAUUGUCCCUUUUACUGAAGACUAAUCCUGAUAUCACCGCUCUUGGUCUCUACGAUAUUGUCAAUACUCCUGGCGUCGCCGCCGAUCUUUCCCAUAUCGCAACCCCGUCUGUUGUUGUUGGCCGUCUCCCGCCUGAUGGUCUGAAGGAGGUGCUCACUGACGCCGACCUCAUUGUCAUCCCCGCCGGUGUUCCUCGCAAGCCUGGCAUGACGCGAGACGACUUAUUCAAGAUCAACGCUGGCAUCGUUAAAGAUCUCGCCACUGGAAUCGCAACAACCGCCCCCAAAGCUUUCGUUCUGGUCAUCUCCAAUCCUGUCAAUUCCACUGUCCCUAUCGUGGCCGAGGUCUUCAAGAAGCACGGGGUAUAUGAUCCUAAGAGGAUCUUUGGUGUUACAACGCUCGAUGUUGUCCGUGCAUCGACCUUUGUCGCUGAAGCUAUUGGAAAGCCCGCAGAGGCUCCCAAAGUCGUCGUCCCCGUCGUUGGCGGCCACAGUGGUGUCACAAUUGUCCCACUCCUUUCCCAAUCCACUCACUCCCUCCCUGCUGAUAUCUCUGCUGAUUCCUACACUGCUCUCGUCAAGCGCAUUCAAUUUGGUGGCGAUGAGGUCGUCAAAGCCAAGGAUGGCGCUGGCUCAGCGACACUUUCCAUGGCAUAUGCGGGUUAUGAAUUCUCCACCAAGAUAAUCCGUGCACUGAAGGGAGAAACUGGAAUCAUUGCACCUAGUUACGUCUCCCUCAAGGCAGACCCCGCUGGUGCCAGCACACUGACUUCCGAGCUUGGCGCGGAGCUGGAGUUCUUCUCUUCCAACGUUGAACUCGGAAAAGAGGGUGUUGUCAAGAUUCACCCACUGGGAAAGAUCACCACACAGGAGCAGGAGCUGGUGAAAGCCGCAAUCCCUGAACUGCAAACCAAUAUUGAAACGGCAAGUUAUCGUGAUGCAUCGGCUAACCUGCCUGUUUCUUUCCUUCAUCCACGUCUGGUUAUGUCUGCUUCUUCGUCGCGCGUCGAUGUCUCGAGGGUAUAUGCUGAUGUGAACUCGACGCGCGGCAAGGCGUGGUAUGACUACAAGAAACUGCGAAUAGAGUGGUCAAGCCCAGACCGCUAUGAGAUCGUCCAAAGGUUGGGAGGUGGCCGGUACUCAGAGGUGUUUGAAGCCGUAGACACGGCAAACAGCGAACGCUGUGUGAUCAAGGUCCUUUUGGAUCGCAAUGCUUUGUCUCUUCAGCCAACAGUAAACAAUCUCCAGGUCCUCAAACCGGUCGCUGUCCACAAAAUCAAGCGGGAGAUUAAAGUUUUGCGGAAUCUUGCAGGCGCUCCCUACUGUGUGGCCCUCAUUGAUGUUGUCCGAGACCCUACUCGAAGAUACCACAGCAUCGUCACCGAGUAUGUCGAUAGCACACCUUGGAACGAGGUCUUUGCGCGCUUUACGCCGUCUGAUAUCCGGACCUAUCUAUUCCAACUUCUAACUGGCCUUGACUUUGUUCAUGCCCACGGAAUUAUUCAUCGCGAUGUUAAACCUCUUAACAUCAUCUGGAAUGCGGCUAAGCGGGAGCUUCGCCUGAUUGACUGGGGACUGGCAGAAUUCUACCAUCCGGAUGAAGAACUCAAUGUCCGAGUUGCUUCCCGUCACUUCAAGGGUCCUGAGCUACUGGUCGGGUACAAACGCUACGACUACAGCCUCGAUCUCUGGAGUACAGGAUGUAUUCUCGCUUCCGCAAUCUUCAGGAAGCACCCUUUCUUCCGUGGAUCGGAUAACGAUGACCAACUGCUCAAGAUUCUCCGUGUUCUUGGCACGGACAAGUUCGACGCGUACCUCAAGGCCUACGACAUUUCUUUUGAAUGCGAAAGCGACGAGUUGCUAGCAAGUUACCCAGCGUGCCCAUGGUCGCGCUUUAUUACAUCUGAGACACAGGCCCUCGCAACGCCCGACGCGCUCAACCUUCUCGACAACCUUCUUCGUUUUGAACCUCGGGAACGUCUGACGGCAAAAGAGGCACUUGCUCACGAGUAUUUCGCCACAGUCCGUGUUGACGGGGGCAAGCUGGAUUCUGCACUGAGUGACUCUGGCUUCGCAUCAAUGUAG
This is a messenger RNA of Mycena indigotica, 2130 nucleotides long. Its product is annotated as Protein kinase domain-containing protein. Lineage: Eukaryota; Fungi; Basidiomycota; Agaricomycetes; Agaricales; Mycenaceae. The record is from RefSeq and is a predicted model, not a curated record. The transcript has 16 exons. Gene Ontology annotation, biological process: malate metabolic process; tricarboxylic acid cycle; protein phosphorylation. Gene Ontology annotation, molecular function: protein serine/threonine kinase activity; ATP binding; L-malate dehydrogenase (NAD+) activity. Gene Ontology annotation, cellular component: cytoplasm. Bases 1 to 2130 code for a protein of 709 amino acids.